Messenger RNA from Dromiciops gliroides (monito del monte), 4559 nucleotides. It is a transcript of the gene ATE1, whose product is annotated as arginyltransferase 1. The record is from RefSeq and is a predicted model, not a curated record. The transcript is spliced from 12 exons. Lineage: Eukaryota; Metazoa; Chordata; Mammalia; Microbiotheria; Microbiotheriidae. Gene Ontology annotation, biological process: protein arginylation. Gene Ontology annotation, molecular function: arginyl-tRNA--protein transferase activity. The coding region runs from base 102 to 1649 and encodes 515 amino acids. Gene Ontology annotation, cellular component: cytoplasm.
GCGGCCGUUCGCCCGCUCACUAGGUCCCUGUAGGGGGCGCCGCGGGGCUCGGGACAGAGUCGCCCCCCGGCGGCGCUACCCGUGCGAGAGCCGGGCUGGGCAUGGCCUCCGUGGUGGAAUACAAGGGGCCCAGAGAGGGUUACCGCUGCGGCUACUGCGACUCCCCGGGAGGCAAAGUGUCCAGCGGCAUGUGGGCACAUUCAAUGACAGUUCAGGAUUACCAAGAUCUUAUAGACCGUGGAUGGAGAAGAAGUGGGAAGUAUGUAUACAAACCUGUUAUGAAUCAAACAUGUUGUCCUCAGUACACAAUAAGAUGCCGACCAUUACAUUUCCAGCCAUCAAAAUCUCAUAAGAAAGUUUUAAAGAAAAUGUUCAAGUUUUUGUCUAAAGGAGAAUUUUCCAAAGGGAAUAAUGACGAAGAGCCUAUGGAUUCUCAAAUGGAUGAUGCUGCUUUGGAUGACUUUGCUCUAAAAAGCAAGUUGGACAUGCAGUCUGACUGUAGACUCCUCAGUGAAGAUUAUAACUCGGUCAUAGAGAGCGAAGUGAAAGAGAAAGAAGAAAACUUGGAAGCUAAGGAAACUAAAGAAUUAAAUCAGUCACAUGCUAAAAAAGAGAAACUGGGAGCUGGUGAGCCAUCAGGUUCUAUUAAAGUGGUUCCCUCAGCUCCCAAGCCAGGCAAAGGAGCUGACUUGAGUAAGCCCCCAUGUCGAAAAGCGAAGGAUAUACGGAAAGAAAGGAAAAAGCAGAAACUCAUUCUUAAGAGUCAAACAGACAAAAUUGAAGGUUUCCAAGUUCAACAUGAACCACAACUUUUGCCCUCAGAAAAACCUAAAUUAAAUCAGCCUAAAUCCAUUGAAGAUUUCAUUCUUGAGACCUUACCUGAGGAUGCUGCACAUCGAUUAGAGGUGAGGGUGGUGAGAUCAUCCCCACCAAGUUCUCAGUUCAAAGCCACAUUUCAGGAGUCUUACCAGGUCUAUAAACGUUACCAGAUGGUUAUUCACAAGGACCCACCUGAUAAACCAACUGUAAGCCAGUUCACGAGAUUCCUUUGCAGUUCACCACUAGAGGCAGAGAAUCCUCCUAAUGGACCUGAUUGCGGUUAUGGAUCUUUUCAUCAGCAGUAUUGGCUCGAUGGGAAAAUAAUUGCUGUGGGUGUCAUAGAUGUCCUUCCAUACUGUGUGUCAUCUGUAUAUCUGUACUAUGACCCUGAUUACUCAUUUUUGUCUUUGGGGGUCUACUCUGCACUACGAGAAAUUGCUUUUACUAGGCAACUUCAUGAGAAAACUUCUCAACUCAGUUAUUACUAUAUGGGAUUUUACAUUCACUCUUGCCCCAAAAUGAGAUAUAAGGGUCAAUAUAGGCCUUCUGACUUGUUGUGUCCAGAGACAUAUAUCUGGGUACCCAUUGAGCAGUGUCUGCCUGCCCUUGAGAGUUCUAAAUACUGUCGCUUCAACCAAGAUACAAAAGCAGUUGAUGAAGAACAAAUUAAAGAGCUUGACCGAUUACGGGUACUUUACAAGAGAACAAUUAUGCCUUACAACAUAUAUAAAAAACGACAGAAAGGACCAAGUGAUGAAGCCAUCGUUCAACAGUAUGCAGACUUGGUGGGACAGACCUGUUCAGAAAGGAUGUUACUGUUUAGAAGCUGAAAAAAAAUUAUUAAAGAAUUAAUAUUCCACUCUCACCCUAGGUACUAUAUGAUUGCACUCCAUUUUAUUAUGAUUAACACACUUCUCUGUUAAUAGAUCCACAGGAAAAUAUUGUAACCAUCUAAAAUUAAGCAUCUCAUUUUAACUAUUAUAUGACUCUCUUAAAAUAUUUAAAGUGAAAUGUUUGUGAAGUAUGUAACAUAGAGCUUUUUAAAAUAUGCCUAUAUAUUUAGUCUUAUACUUGAGGUUUGGGAAGGUUGGGGGUUUUGUUUUUUUAUUUAGGCUACAUUAGACUUGUCAUCUGUUGAUUCUUUAUAGUGAAUAACAUUAUUAAGAUGCAUUUAAGUGAUUUGAAUUACAGAUUUGCUUUGGUUUUUCUUUUGGCAAAAUUAAAGUAUACUUUUUGCCCCGACUCAAUUCAAAGACAGUAAUUUCAGUAAACAGUUUUCCAAGAGGCACAUUUGAAAACUAAGGCAUUACUUACGUUUUAACAGCUUUGUCUAUCUGGAGACUAUAUGUAUAAGUUACUAAAUCCUAUAAGUUAUAUAUUACAGAAUAACCUUAUGUAAUGAAGUUGGAUAGUGCUUUCAAAAACAGGAACAUUGAUCAUUUUUAUUUUAGAUAUCAGCUGAAGUUGCAGUAAUUUUGAAAGAUGGAUUUUAGGCAACUAUUUAGCAUUUCUCAUGAUCCAAAUUCUAUAGAUGUCAAAAGUUGGGCCAAAAAUUCCACAUUGGUUCUCUUCUUAGAAUAUGACACCUAACUUAGGUUACUGGUGAAAAUUAAGAAAAAAAAAGAAAAUUAAAUAUUAUUUUGCCACCUUCCUAGCUUUACUAAAGAAUAAUAUUUAAUGAGACACGAAUCUAAAAGUAGUCUUUCUUAUGUCCGAGUGCUUUCUAUCCAUUUCCUUGUCAUAAAAUUUGAGACUUUUUAGAAUGCAUGAUUAUUUUUUGUUGUAAUAGUCUAAACUGGUAUUUUUUUCAAACUUUUCUUGUCUCAAAGUACUUGUAUGAUUUGUAUUAUUUAGGAAGAUGGGUCACCCAUCCUUCCUUUUUUCACAAAGUCUCCUAUUUCAUCUCAGGAGGAAGACUUAAGACAAUCUUUUAAAUGUUUCUGGGUUUAAUAGUGAAAGAUGCAGAAUAUUCUUUUGAUCAGAGGCCCUCCUUUGUUUCCCAGCCAGCAAGCCAGCCCCAAUUUUUACUGAUUGGUCCUUGUCUACUGGCCCCCUUGCAGUCUUCUUUGUGCUCAUGCUUUUCUGAAUAAAAUUAGGAGUUUAAAACUCAGUCAAAAGCCUGAUAUGAGAAAUAUACUUGGUUUAGACUUUUGUCUAAGAUAUGUGAUAUUCAAAUGUCAUAACUUCAUUUGACCCACAUACUAUCAAGUAACAUGAGCAAUUUUUUUGCAUCCAAAUGAAGGCUGCCUCCUUCAGGGUCACCAUUUUGGGAGGUCAUACAUUUCUUGCAAUGAUGUUUCCAUUGCAAAAAGCAUUUAAGGAUUCUUCUUGGGGCAGGUUGCUUCACAAAUUGUGGUACAUUGUUUUGAUUACCCACAGUGGAUGGUAAGUAUUAAUAUGUUUUUUGGUCAUAAAUAAAGCAUGACUGUUAUUAAGUAAUGAUUUCUUGUGUGGCUCAGACAUAUACAGAUUUCAGCAGUAGUUCCUAAAGAUAAGUUCCAAAAAUAUUUUGAGCAGUAUCAGCAUUAUUGAAAUGAGCUUCCAAGGAUGUCUGCUUUGAAUGACAACUUUUGUAUAAUUGUAUAAGUCCUAUUUGUUUAAAGGGAAAAAAAUCUCCUGACUUUAUAAUGACACUUUAUCCUAUAGCAUUUGGAAAAAAUACCUGAAGCCUAAUACUUAAAAUUACUCAUCAGCACCAUACAGUAAAAGUCCCCUCUACUACAAAAUCCAAUAUAGGCAACAUUCUUUGUAAGAGGAUUCAUUACUGGUAGAACACAUAAUUUCUAACAUUGGCUCAUGUUAUAGACUCCUGAGUCUAGCACUGUAGCAUUACUUAAGUGAAUUUACAAAACAAAUUGGAUUUGGAGUUCACUUACCCAAAGUAUAUUCAUAGUCUUCUUUUUGAGAUUAGCCUGAACAGCAUUUUUUUUUCAGAAAUAAAAGUUUUGUGGAACCCCAAAAAAAGGUAUCUGAGAUUUGAGGUUGGCCAGCCGUUCUGUUAAGAAAUCGAUCCAUUAUUUUAUGUUAGUAGUCAUUCAUUUAAAGGCAUCAUGAAAAAGUCAUAGUAUUUAGUUUCAAAAUUUUGAAUGUUCAGCUGCACUACUGACCCUUUUAGAUUAGAAAUAAAUUUGUAUCUUCAUGUCAUGGGAACAGAGCUGUUAGGAUAUGUCUACCAUUUCAUUUUUAUUUUAUUUCAGCUUUCUCAGCUUUUCAUUUAUCUUAAAAAUGUUCAUUUGGGUUUUUAAUACGCCAAAACAUUGUGGUUAUGUUCUGAUGCCUAUAUUCUUCUUGGUUUCAGUUAUUUUAAGUGAAGAAUUAUUAUUAUAAAUGUAAGUAAGUCUUCAACACUGUUUAGUCUGUUUUUAAAAAUUAUUUUGAUAAUACCAAGUGCAUGUAUUAUGUUUAAUGUGGAAUAUAUGACUUAAAUGAGCUAUUCAGAAUGUCUGAAUAACAUUAAGGUUUGAUUUUUAGUCAGUGGAUUAUUUUAAUAUAAAUAAAGAAGGAAAUGACUGUCAUUGCCAGGUAACUAAAAGUAACUAAUGUCAACUUGAAAUGAAAAAGGGAAAAUGAAUAGUAAUAAUUGAAAAAUGCUAUUUUAAUUGGUAGUUACUUGAGUAUUCAUUUUCAGUGAAUGCAAGAUGAUAACUACAUGUUGUGAAUUUAUUGCUUUUGUAAAUGCUUUUUGGACACCCUACUUGAUGAAACUUAAAUGGAAAAAAUAAAGCUAUUUCUACCUACUA